AUGGACGUCGCCCGCGACCCGGACGACGUCGGCCGCGGUUUAUCCUGCGCCUCGCCCUCCUCGUCUGCAUUCUCCGCACUAGCAGCACUACUCCGCGCAGGCGGCACAUACGCCAACCCCGCCGUCAGCAGAAACUGCAGCAAGAACCCACACACCCCCAGUCCCACCAGUAACACCCACUCCCCCCGCGUCGCAGGCAGCUGCACCGACACCGACGGCAGCACCAGCAUGGCCACGAGCGACCCCAGCGUCGUGACGGUGGCAAACCACGUAACCGAGACGAGCGGGUGCGCGCGCUGGCCGAUCACCCGGAUGGUGGUGUACGCACAGCUGGCGCCGGCCACACCCACCAACCCCAUGCCGAUGGCCAGGAUGUGCUGCGUCUCGUCGCGGCCUGCGCCGUCGUCGUUUCCAGACGCCGGCGGCCGGGUGGCCAGCCCAAACGGCCGCGCGAUCAGCACCACCCCGGCCAGCGACACCACGGCGGCCAGCUGCUGCCGCCGCGUAAACACCUCGUUCGGCAGCACGAACGAGCACGCGUAG
This is a messenger RNA of Aspergillus terreus NIH2624, 543 nucleotides long. RefSeq lists its product as uncharacterized. The transcript has a single exon. NCBI's taxonomy places the organism in Eukaryota, Fungi, Ascomycota, Eurotiomycetes, Eurotiales, Aspergillaceae. The record is from RefSeq and is a predicted model, not a curated record. The coding region runs from base 1 to 543 and encodes 180 amino acids.